Drosophila novamexicana is the source of this 3624-nucleotide messenger RNA. RefSeq lists its product as uncharacterized. The transcript has 2 exons. Lineage: Eukaryota; Metazoa; Arthropoda; Insecta; Diptera; Drosophilidae. The record is from RefSeq and is a predicted model, not a curated record. The coding region runs from base 16 to 3624 and encodes 1202 amino acids.
AAAAAAUAUUUCAAUAUGGUGCUAAGCAAUUCCACACCCAACAGUAAUCACAAGCAGAACGAGCUCGUCAUGGACACGGCGACCAUGAACAGCGCCGAUCUGAGCGAGCUGCUUCAACUGAAUGCGGAGAUUGAGGAGCGACGGUCACGCCACGCCUACUGCGAUGUCAGCGAUGGGCGUGGACUGCUGCGUGCCACAAUGACGCGCGAGGAGCUCUUUGAGGUCUCCUCACUGGACGAUGAUCGCUUCCUAACCGCCUUGGAGCACCAAAACUCAUACGUGACACCGUCCCGCAUACAAGUCACCGACCUGGACUUGUCCAGCAUUGAGAACCUCAUGAAGUACUUUGAUGAAGAGGUGCCUGUUACGCCUAGCAAAGAUGUCAUCAUAAGGACUGCCCCCUGCUCGGGCAAAGUAGCCAGCGCCAUUGCCAAACUGGCCAGCCAACCCGUGCCGCUGCCCAAGCAAAGAGUGGACAGUUGCAAGCAGAAGAUCAACGAGUUGAAACAAAAAUACGAACAGCCGCAACUGGCAACACCACAGGCGGUACGUGGCGCCAACAACAAGACCAGCGGCAAGCUGCCCAUGAAGGUCAAGGAGAUAGCCCAAUUAUUCAACUCGAAGUUCAAUCAGGUAAUGCGGCGCGCUGACCCGCCGCAAUACGCCGCGCUGCACAAUGAGCUAUCACUCUCACCGGAGCCCAAGCCACAGCCCAGAUCGCAGCAGCAUCAGCAUCUGCAGCAGCAGCUACAGCAGCAUCUGCAGCAACAGCAGGAGCAUUUGCAGCAGCAGCAGCAGGAGUCUGUUGUUCAAGGUCCCUGCCUGGUGGCCGAGGAUGUGUUCCGAGAGCUGAGCGUCAGGGAUAAGGUGUUGCUCUUCAAUAAGUUUGUUAGCGACAUUGCCGCCAAGCAUCCCAAAUUCAAUGAGCAUGCGGCCGAUCUUAAAGCGCAGGUCAAAAAGCAAAUGGCACGCGGCGAGGUGGUGGCCGAGCAGCAGGCCAGCGUUAAGCAUUUGGCCCAGGAACUGGAGGCCAAGUGCGUGCUGGAGUCCACGCCACCACGACCGGCAACAAUGCCGGCCAAGCCGCCAACACCUUCGCUGCAUGUGAGCACGCUGACUGUGGUGAUCAAGCCCAGUCCGGAGCGACAUGUGAUUGCCAUGCCAGGUGGCCGUCUAUUGCACGAGCGCGAGCAGUGCGCCUCGCAGAAGCGCAAUUUGUCAGCCAUACGCAGCGUGCUGCCGACGGAGGCGUAUGCGCCGCCCAAGAAGAUACGACGCACACGUCAGGAGCGCGCCGGAAAUGAUAGUCUUCCGUUUUUUCAAAACGAACCGCUCGAGAGUCUUUUCUACAGCUGGCUAACUGCCGAGAAUGGCGUGCUCUUCGACAUAACAAGCGUAUCCAACAGCGAUCAGACGAUUGAGAUUGCCAGCAGCGACGAGCAGCCGGCCCAGAUCACCGCCGGUUCCAUUGGCGACAUGAGCCAGAAGUCUGCCGUGGAACGUUUGCUCGAGGAGGCUAUUGCCAAGCUGGAGCUAGAGAGCAAAACUAAGGAAUCGAGUCAUGUGGACGAAAAGGACGUGGACACGGCAACAAACCCAACGGCCGUCACGCCCACACCGCGCAAAAUAAAACGUCAAGCGCCGCCUGUACCUGCGCCGCGUCCAAGUCUGGGCCAAAUGCAAUCCACUUGCAUAACAUCGAGCAGCUCAUCGAGUUGCAAGCAAUCAGAUGCUGAGGAAAGUGAGUCUGGAUUGUCUACACUGCCAAAGAUAACCAGCGAUGAAUCCCAGCCAGAAAUGCCAGCAACACCAGAAGAAGCUCCAGACUUUGACUUUGCGAAGCCCGUGCGACCGCCGCGUAAGAAGAAAAUGCGCCGCACGCUCACCUGGAAGAAGGAGAACUCCAUUGUAGAAGCCACUGCCAAUGCUGUGACCAGUACCGACUCUGACUCCGACUACAAGCCAGCGGUACUGCAAGCCAAGAAGAAGCCAUCAAGUGUAGCACCAGCACCAGCACCAGCACCAGUUCAAGCUGCUGCACCGCCGCCAAUGCCGGAGCAGAGCUACAUUGAGCUGGACAAGUCGCUGAUGCGUCAGGUGAACUCGCCCAGAAAGAUCAAGUCCGCGUAUACCUUGACGGUGAUGUCCUCGCCAUCGCCCAAUGCGGACAGCGAUCAGUCGCCCUCGCAGACACCGCGCCAAUCGUUGGAUCCGCAGCUCCGCGACAGUUUUAUAGAUCAGGGCUUUGAGACGUGCUCCAAUGAUGCCAUGGAUAACAGUCCGUUGCGGCGUUCCUCACUUGGCAUGACUCAAACAAAGCCCUCGGGCUUUUCCACGCCGGUAAAGGCACACAAUUAUUCGAGUGCCGCGCAUCAGCAGCUCUUCAGUCCCAUUGGUGCAACUGGGCAGCAGCUGGACAAGUCGCGUCGCAGCUCCUUGGCUAUGCAAGUGAUACGAGAGGAUCAUCCAUUGGACUUGGCUAGCUCGUCCGAUGCGCCAACAACGCCGACCUGCAGUGAGCGCGAGUUCUUUGCCAAUGCACCCACUGUCGAAAUGAGCUCAUCGCAGCUGGAAGAGCUGCCGCCAAGCAAGCCGCAGUCCAAGUUUUGGAUCAGCGCCGGAGAUUUUACGGUCGCAUUGGAUAUUGUGCACAAUACACCGGAGCGACUGCGUCUGCUCUACGAGAUCUUUACUCAAAAAACCUGGGAAACACGUGAGCUGACUUUCGGCAUUGAUGGACACAAGUUUUGCAGGUCAACUGCUGGCCAGCAAGAGGCCAAGACCAAGGAGCUGCCAGAGCGACCGCCUAGCGUAAAGGGCUUCUCGCAUUAUUGGUUCGCCAGCGGCGAUCUGGCCGUGCCCUUUAGCGGCAAGCACAUGCCCAGCGAGAAGAUUGAACGUCUGUUUCAUUUCCUCGACACGGAGCUGAUCACUAGUCCUGAUUGCGAGCUGCGCUUUGGCGUCGAUCAAUUUGAGUUCAGCUGCGUGCCCGAGUUCUGGCACACAAUGCCCAAGUUCUCCAUUGAGAGCAGCUACAGCAUGCUGGUGGGCCUGCAGACGGGCAACAGCAAUGGACUGGAGGGACGCAGCAAGUACGCUUGGCCCAGUAACCACUACAACAACUCUAACAAUGCCAUCAAGACCAGCGAUCUGGACCAGACCGAAUUUGAAUCGGACAGCUUCAGCAAUAACAGCGGUCGACUCUCGUUCUCGCCGGACCUGUUUAGCCAGGACUAUGAGGCUGUGCCGCUGGAUGAGCUCUUCGACAAAACAUUGCCCGUCGUCCGUGCGAAGCCCAUGAGCAUGCCACAAAUGCUGCGCAUCCUGCAGCAGCAGCAAACCAAGCUUAAAAGCGUCGAGCAGCGCAUACGCAACUACGAGCUGCCCUCAAAACUAACCGAGGCCACGCUGAAGCAUUGCCGCAGCAAGCCCGAAUAUGCCCACAAGCUGCGCACUAUUGAUAAUAUCGCCCGCAGCAGCGGAUUCCGCGCCUGCUCCAUGGAAGAGCUGGAGAGUUUCAUGCAGUUUCUUGUCGAGUACGCGGACACCUGUCUUGGCAGUUGCAGUGAGCACAUCGAGAAGAUCAUCGACACGCUGCUGGACCAACGCGCCGUAGCGGUUUAA